CUCUUUAUUCCAACACUAAAAAUAACCCUCUGCCCGAAAGAACUCUUCAAUUACAAAUACCAGGGGCAUUCGAGGCUGUGGCCCGCACUAAGUCCCAGGGCGCAGUAUCAAGCGAAACCGAAAAUCCGUCUGCUUAGCGGAGAGCUAGGGAAGCCACAACCAAACAAAGAGAUGCCGGCACGCUGUCACAGGGCGCGCGAAGAGCCCACGGAGCCAACUGGGCGCACGCGGGCCGGCGGGGAGGUGUGCUAUUGACUGAGCGCACCCCGCGUGCGUGGGCCUGGGGAGCGGGCGCGCGUGCGCGGCCACAAACACAUAUACACACACACACACCGGAGUGUAAGUGUUGGAACCGCUCUCGCGAUCCCUCACCCAGCCUGAAUUCAGCGAGAAUCAAAAACAGGUGUGCCCCCAGAGUAAGCCCCCGCCCCUAAUCUUGGGGACCCUCACUCCACUCCUCCAGCCCAGGGCGGGGACAAGGGACGGAAUAUGCACCAGGUGGAAGAGAGCCGAGCUUCGCUGCACUGGGUUUCGUUUUGCGGCGCGCCUUUGUGAUGCUGCUGAGAAAAGAAAGGAGGAAGGGCCAGGGAGAACGGCGGAGAGGCUGGGCUGCCAAGGGUGGCCGCUCCGGCGUCUCCCUCGGCUGUGCUGGGCCAAACCCGCUCCCAGAUUCCCGGCCUGCUAGCCACUCACAAUCCCGGGCUUCCCCGCCGCCGCCUUGCCCAGGCGCCUUCCUGGGGAACCCCACCAGCCGCUGCAUGCGGAGCGAGGGAAUCCUGGCAAACUCCCUCCGCGCGCAGGGGGCGUCCGAACCCCCUGCCUGGGCGAGCGCCCUCACCGCAGCGCAGACUCGGAUGGACACGCCGAUCCCAGCAGGGAGCUCUUGGAGCAGGCGUGGAAUCCCAGGGACACCCCCUGUGCGCCCAUCACACAUACACACACACACACGCACAGCCCGUGGGAGGACCAGACCGCCAGCGACAGCCCGCCGCGCUGCCCGGGCGCUCAAGCCGCCGCUACUCACUAGCGAGUCUGUCCGUCUGUCUGCCUGGCUGAGUGGAGCGGCUGGAGGGGGUACUGAGCUACGGGAAUAGUUGGAAGCCGCGUAGGGAGGCAGCCUCGGUCCAGCUGGAGAGAAAUCAGUGAAUGAGACUGCGACUCCGGCUGAACUCUUCCCCCCACCCCUCGCCUGUCACCCGAGCCUCUCCUCCGCUCCAAACAGACACACGCGCACGGAGACGCGCCCGGAGAGGAGCAGCCGAGGGCGCAGGCGCGAGGGCAGUCACCCAGCCCAGCCCUUCCGCAGCCAGCCACGCCGCUGCCCUUCACCUGCGCGGCUGCGAGGGCCGAGGAACGCUGAAGCCCUGAGGGAGCCGGUCUCUAGAAAAGUCAGCGACUGAGGCUGACAGCCCACUCUGAAUAAAGAAAUCAUUUCUGAUCGUUCAUUCCGUGCCUUGGGCACCCACGGUGUCUCACUCACCAUAGUAGGUUCUGGGACCAAAGAUAAACAAGACAAGGUAUUUGGUCGGAGGAAACCUCCGGCUUGUGGGGGAAAUACUCACGUAAAUGACUUAAAACAACGUGGUACAUGCUGUGCAACCUGCUACCGGAGAAGCCAAUAUCCAUUAGCCUUCAUUUCCACGCAGCAGGAAGAGUAGAGGCACCGGGGCACGGUGCUGCCAGUCAACAGGUGGAUGAGCUGCCGGGAAAAUUGCAGGGAUGGGGCAGAGGAUCACACUGCAAGAGUGGCUGAGUAGGAAAGGACACUACGGGCUUCCUAAGUUGUGUAUUGUCAAUACCGUUGGAGCAGUGACAUUCUGACUUCCUCACCAGAGAGCUGGCUUUGACAAUAAUAGGUAGACAGAGGUGAGGCCACACUGCGUGGACAAAAGCAGGUUGGGAGGCAGUGUGAAAGCAAAAUGUGAUGAGGCAUUGGCAGGGGGCAUGGAGAGGAGGGAAGUGGGCAGCUGAUGCAAUCUGCAAGAGGAGAAAACAGGUCAAGGUAGGAUGACUCCCAAGUUUCUAGCACCAAGUUGGGUGACUAGGUGCCUGAUAGCCAAUAAAAGAACAGGGAAAGAAACAUGUUUGAGGGGAAAGAUGGUUCUCAUCUAGAUGUGUUGAGUUUGAAAUGUUUGGGGGACAUCCAGUGUACAUGCCCCAUAAGCCAUUGGGACACACAGGAGGUUUGGACUAGAAAUAUUGAUCUGUAGUCAUCAGCCCGAAGGCGGCAUGAGAAAGGCUGAGAUGAACAGGGAAGAUCAUCCAAACUGUGGAGAGACCUUGGGAGAGAGGGAGCAGCUAAAGGAAGGAGACUGGAAGCAAGGGUCAGAGAGGUAUGGGAUGAAUCAGAAAAGCCAAAAGAGCAGACAGCUGUAAGAAGGAAAGGGUCAAAUGCGCACAGGCUGCAGGGAAGACAAACAGGAU
This is a messenger RNA of Sapajus apella (tufted capuchin), 2424 nucleotides long. RefSeq lists its product as uncharacterized. The record is from RefSeq and is a predicted model, not a curated record. NCBI's taxonomy places the organism in Eukaryota, Metazoa, Chordata, Mammalia, Primates, Cebidae. Bases 555 to 1094 code for a protein of 179 amino acids. The transcript has a single exon.